This is a messenger RNA of Eubalaena glacialis (North Atlantic right whale), 1465 nucleotides long. RefSeq names its product UDP-glucuronic acid decarboxylase 1-like. NCBI's taxonomy places the organism in Eukaryota, Metazoa, Chordata, Mammalia, Artiodactyla, Balaenidae. The record is from RefSeq and is a predicted model, not a curated record. Gene Ontology annotation, cellular component: cytoplasm. Gene Ontology annotation, molecular function: UDP-glucuronate decarboxylase activity; NAD+ binding. Gene Ontology annotation, biological process: D-xylose metabolic process.
CUCAGCCGCUCAAGGAGCCCAGCGGCCGCAGCGCGCGGCCCCGGAUGCUGAGCCAGGCGCUCCUGCGCCUCGCGUCCGCCGUCAGCGGCAGGAGGAUGAAGCGACUGCUGGGCAUCGCGUUGCUCGCCUACGUGGCCUCUAUUUGGGGCAACUUGGUUAACAUGAGGUCCAUCCAGGAAAAUGGUGAACUCAAGAUUGAAAGCAAGAUUGAAGAGAUUGUUGAACCACUAAGAGAGAAAAUCAGAGAUUUGGAAAAAAGCUUCACCCAGAAAUACCCACCUGUAAAAUUUUUAUCAGAAAAGGACCGUAAAAGAAUUUUGGUCACUGGAGGCGCGGGCUUCGUGGGUUCCCACCUCACGGACAAGCUCAUGAUGGACGGGCACGAAGUGACUGUGGUGGACAACUUCUUCACGGGCAGGAAGAGGAACGUGGAGCACUGGAUCGGCCACGAGAACUUCGAGCUCAUCAACCACGAUGUGGUGGAGCCCCUGUACAUCGAAGUGGACCAGAUCUACCACCUGGCCUCUCCAGCCUCGCCCCCCAACUACAUGUACAACCCCAUCAAGAUGCUGAAGACCAACACCAUCGGCACCCUCAAAAUGCUGGGGCUGGCAAAGCGAGUCGGAGCCCGCCUGCUCCUGGCCUCCACCUCGGAGGUGUACGGAGACCCUGAAGUCCACCCUCAAACCGAAGAUUACUGGGGCCACGUGAAUCCCAUAGGACCCCGAGCCUGCUACCAUGAAGGCAAGCGCGUCGCCGAGACCAUGUGCUAUGCCUACAUGAAGGAGGAAGGCGUGAAGGUGCGUGUGGCCAGGAUCUUCAACACCUUCGGACCCCAAAUGCACAUGAACGACGGCCGGGUGGUCAGCAACUUCAUCCUGUAGGCGCUGCAGGGGGAGCCGCUCACGGUGUACGGAUCCGGGUCGCAGACAAGGGCCUUCCAGUACGUCAGCGACCUGGUGAAUGGCCUCGUGGCACUCAUGAACAGCAACGUCAGCAGCCCCGUCAACCUGGGGAACCCGGAAGAACAUACGAUCCUGGAAUUCGCUCAGCUAAUUAAAAACCUCGUUGGCAGUGGGAGUGAAAUUCAGUUUCUCUCCGAAGCCCAGGAUGACCCCCAGAAAAGGAAACCAGACAUCAAGAAAGCGAAGCUGAUGCUGGGGUGGGAGCCCGUGGUCCCGCUGGAGGAAGGGUUAAACAAAGCAAUUCACUACUUCCGGAAAGAACUCGAGUACCAGGCGAAUAAUCAGUACAUCCCCAAACCAAAGCCUGCAAGAAUAAAAAAAGGACGGACGCGCCAUAACUGAAAACUUUGCCUUUUGGGACGGGAGAUGCCCUGUUUCACACUUGAGGAGAUGUGUUUUUCUUUUUUUUAAAAGAAAGACUUAAACAGGUAUCAUGAAGAACAAACUGGAAUUCAUUCUGAAGCUUGCUUUAAGAAAUGGAUGUGCCUAAAAACUCCCCU